AUAUAAAGGGAGGCUAAAAUCAGAAUCGUCAACGGAAGAUCAUUCACAGGCAAUUUGGGAGCACCUUGUUUAGGGACCAGAAGGAGGGGAGCAUCAUGUCUUUGGCCAGGUUCUCGUUGUUGAUUUUGUGUGUAGUUGUGGCUGUCAGCACCUCACCAGUGUCUGAAGUAUGUCCAGAUGAAGAUGACUUUCUGUGCAUAUCAGACGGUUACAGCUCCUGCUUCCCAAAUUCAUGGAAGUGUGACGGCGAGCCCGACUGUGACGGAAAUGUGGAUGAGCAGGGAUGUCCUCCAGUCGUCUGCGAUGCGGACGAGUUCACAUGCGACAACGGCUGCAUACCAUCGGCAUUCGUCUGUGACGGAGACUUGGAUUGCUACGACGGCAAAGACGAGGCCACUUGCCCAGUACAGUAAACUCGAUCGAUCUGAUGAAUAGAAGCUCAACAUAAGAGAAACGCGAGAGCGCCACCUAGUGCCAGGCUUCUUGCCCCCACAAUGCCUUCCUGUGUUCUUAUCAAUUAUCAUCGAUUUCUCAUUUCACGACUGAAUUUCCAUCCUGUCAGUUAUCAUCUAGAGACAAUUGUUAUGAGAAUAUUUUUUAUUUAUUUUGUUGUUUUUUUUUAUCGUCAAGGUGUUGUUUUUAAUUUUUAUAGAGGAAAUAAUUUAUUUUUGGUCUAUACUGAUUAAUAAACCUACAAAAAUUCAAAUUGAA
Molecule: messenger RNA, 711 nt
Organism: Magallana angulata
Lineage: Eukaryota; Metazoa; Mollusca; Bivalvia; Ostreida; Ostreidae
Product: very low-density lipoprotein receptor-like
Exons: 4
Coding region: 96-413 (105 amino acids)
Molecular function (GO): protein binding
Source: RefSeq, a predicted model, not a curated record